GUCUCCGACACAAAAGAAGCUGUCUGGUAGCGAAGAGGUGCAGUCGAGAUUAUUACAAUUACGCUCGUCAAAAUUAAAACGGGUCGCCCUCUGCAUGACCGCAUGCCAGCCUCACCCCGGUCACGCCCCCCUAUAAAUCAAGCCUCCCGCCAAGCCCUCGACACUUCCUCCUCUUCAUCCAACUUGCAUCCGCCAGCCGCUCUCUACACAUUAUGCAUAUUCAUUUACCGUCUUCGUCAUCCACGGCGUCCACUGCCUCAUCUGCACCUACACAAUCAGCUCCAUCUCAUGAGUUGAAAAAGGCACCUUCGAUGCAUUUCAACGGCGUCAAGAAGCUCGUUACCCGAGCCAGACACCGUAUAACUUCUUUAGGGCAUCACCAGCACCAGACACAACCGUCUACGAGCAGUUUAGCCCUCGGCAUCUCCUCCGCCACUGCUGCAGCCGCCGUCCCCUUCGCUAUACCUGUACCAGCUUCAUCUAGGGCGAAGCAUGGCGACGAUCAUAGUUCAGUUCAUUCGGAUACCCCGUCUGAAUACUCCUCAUCGAGGACUGCAGAAACUCCUGCUACAAGCAUUCACGAGAACGAGGCGCACGCCGUUGAACGGCGGCAAAUAGAGAAUGGACCUAUUGAGGAGGGUGCUGUGGAAUCAGAACCCCAGCGGAAGUCGAAGGAACUCCCCGCUCAACCAGAGGAUUCUCCAGAAACACCUACUCUUGCCACUUCCCGUCCUGAAGAAUCGAAUCCUGCCGUUGCUGAAGCCGACUCAGACGUCUCAGCCUCGUCUGUCCAGCCGUCCUCGGUGGUCGAACCAGUUGCUGUGCCUUUGCCCGAGUCGCCUGCGCUUGGUCCCGAGGAGGUACCCUCGCCUGAGGCACUGCCUGAAUUGAUCAUAUCGGCACCUCAGGAUGUUCCUCUUCCUCCUUUCGAUGAAGCUGAGCUUUUGACGUCUCCAGAGGUGCCUCCAACAGAGCCAGUAGUUGAGGCACACGAGGUUGCUGAGGAGCCUCAUGUCGAACCGUCUGUGCUCGUAGUUCCCCCGGAUGUAGCCGCGGUGCCUCCAUUGGUACCGUCUAUCACGCCGGUUCAUGUUCUCCCUACAAUUGAAGAGAUGGUCACCAGUACUGUAGAAGUACCUGAGGAAGUACCUGAGGAAGUACAGGAACAGAGGCGCGCGGAGGAGGUUCCUCUUCCGCUAGAGGAUGAAGCCAUUGCUUUGACCGAACCCCCGACUGAGGAGGUUGAGUCGCCAUCUCUUCCCUCCGAAUCCCCUGCAGUGCCCGUGCUUCCUACUGAAGAGGUCAUCUCCCCUCCACCUAUCAUCGACGGCCUUACAGCGCCCUCAGAUGAAGUCACUACCGUUCCCUCACCCAUUCUUUCUCCAACCCUCCCUCCUGUUCCACCCGUAUCUGCCGCAACCACUCCCCCAACUACCUCCGACGCAGAACUCGAGUCAGUCUCGGACACAGAGUCGUACCGCUCGUCUAUCGUCUCUCUGGAGGCCAUGGAGACAAAGAAAUUCCUCCCGGAACCAGAACCAUUCAUCCCCAGCCUCAUCCUCCCGUCGAUGUUUCACCCUCCUUCUUCCGUUCGAAUUUCGCUUUCUCUUUACCCUUCUCCAUUGACUUGGUAUCUAAAAAGGACUGUCGUGUAACAUCAUAAGAUAAGACAUACCUUUUAUCCUUAAAGACGUCAAGCGUUAGGUUUGAUCGUAUUUCUUGAUCCCCCACCCUCCUCUCGCAUUGAUAUUGUUUCCUAAUGACUGUAUGCAUAGAACCGUAAACGCAUGCGCUCGGGAUUGUAUUCUUGUUCCUGUACUAUAAUCUUCCCGACGAUUGACUGUAUUCAUUUUGUUUAUAUAUCAUUAAUUUAUCUUUCUCGAAAGAUAUGAAAGCUGGCACCUUUUGAGUUUGAAAUUGUAAGACGACAUGACAGCUACAUUCAGAACGAUAGGCCCCUCCAAAAAAAUCAUUCAGUCGCUU
Somion occarium is the source of this 1983-nucleotide messenger RNA. The record is from the annotation of a GenBank genome assembly. NCBI's taxonomy places the organism in Eukaryota, Fungi, Basidiomycota, Agaricomycetes, Polyporales, Cerrenaceae.